Molecule: messenger RNA, 3624 nt
Organism: Cynoglossus semilaevis (tongue sole)
Lineage: Eukaryota; Metazoa; Chordata; Actinopteri; Pleuronectiformes; Cynoglossidae
Gene: fancc
Product: FA complementation group C
Exons: 16
Coding region: 405-2252 (615 amino acids)
Biological process (GO): interstrand cross-link repair; cellular response to oxidative stress; nucleotide-excision repair
Cellular component (GO): Fanconi anaemia nuclear complex
Source: RefSeq, a predicted model, not a curated record
UUUAUCAAAAAAUGGUGCACCUUAAAUUAUCAAAGGACGUUCAGAAGACAUUCUCGUGCCCUCGUGGUGUUUUAUUGCUUCACAGAUCAGGUUCUGUUCUGUUUUUAAGUAACUUUGUGCAAUUGUGUUUGUAAAUGCAAGAAAAUGUACACUACGACUCCAUUACCCAACACUCACCGCGAGCCUGUAACCAAUCGACUUCCUGGUACGCGGAGGUCCUAAAGAAGAAGAGAGAAGUUUGUAUAAAUCCUCCGAUCUGAAGGUUGUUUUUUUUUCAUAUAUAGUGUACGCGCAGUAGGUUAGCAUUGAAAGGUUAAAGGUGACUUCUGCUCUCGGAAGGCGGUAGUUUCGUGUCCAAGCGUCAUCAUACAUCAGCCAAGUUACCUCACCUGGAUAAAAGCCUGAUGUCUCAGCUGAAACCAGAGAUACAGACCCAAAGAAUGACAGAAACCUUGCAGGAUGUUAAAAAGAUACAGUUUUGGCUGGACAAAGCGGUGGCCUGGAGCCAGAACAAGAGUCCAGAUACUCUGAGAGACAUUAGCCGGCACCUGAGAAAACUCUGUGCUUACCUCCAGCAACUGCUGAUACAUGUCAACAGCUUGAGUUCCACAACAGAAGCCAUGGAAAAACUGCCCUUCAUGGGCCAGCUUCUUGGCCGACUUUGCUGGAACUUUCACGUUACCGCCAAUGAUACAAGCAGAGAGGUUCUCUUCCAGUGUUUGUGGGCACUUUACUCAGAGCAUCCCAGCAAUGCUGUGGAAAGAAAAGCCAACCAAUGGAUACAGAAUGUGUUGUGUCACUUUGCUACGGAAGAAGGUGAUGGCCCACAGGCAGUAAUGAAGGGUCUGUUUCUACCACUCCAUGAGUACUAUCUCAAAGUUCUGGGAAAGUCAGUGUCACUGCUGCAAGAAGAAAUUGUAAAGAGCUGCAGUUCUCUGGGUGGCAUAAAUUCUAGGUGUUCAUGUGACAAGAUUCUGGCCACAUCAGAGGCAUGUGUCCCUCUGGUCACAUGUGGAGACGCGGCUCCUCUUAUUGGUGCACUGCUACAGCGAGCAGAGACUUGUGUCCAAGCUGUUCUCAGUGAGGAUUUCCUUCAUGCCCUGAACACUGCUUACUCAAGCAAAUGUUUGGUUUUGGAGGAGCAGUCUGUUGUAUCCCUGUGGUGCCACAGUCUGUCCACUCUUGAAGAAGCUGUGCUUAGUCUGCUGGAGUCAGUUGUUACCAACACAGCAACAACACCACAGAAGAUGUUGGAAAAGGUCUCGCAGUCACUGCUGCCCAAAGCCUGUGCUCAAAACUGCUCCAUCUUUUUGGUGGUGAACGACAUCUUCAGGUCGACAAUGAAACACGCCGAAGGAAAUGAAAACAUGAAGUCACUUAUCCAAUUGUUUUCCCUCUGUUUCUUGAAGGAACAUGCACAACUUCAGACUCAGAUGUAUUUGCCGUUGAAAUACUUCUUCCCUCAGACUUCUCAGAGUCUGUUGAUCCCCAUGUCGACCUUGCCUUCAGAGAUGCCUCAGGAGGCUUGGCGACUUCAUCUGAACUGGCUUAGCAGCUCAUUACAGAGACUGACUGAAGAGGAAGAGAAGGGAGACGGAGGCAGCGGUAGCCACAGGGGGCUUCACAAGGUGUUCGAGGCUUGGUUUCUGCUUGUUCAGUGUUCACACUGGGUGCAGGUUGCUCUCCAGCUGCUCAGCACCAACGAUCUUAGGGACUGUAGUGCACUGUUGUGGCUGCUCACAUUCUACCACCACCCCACAAAUAGGGGGCAUCACAGGACUAUGCAGCUGGUUCGUUCUCAAAAAUUGUGGAAGCACCUUCACUCUCUGUUCUUAAACCUGGCUCAUCCUCCAUCUGUUGACCAGCUGCAGCCGCUGAUCACUCUCCUAACAUCACCACCACCUCAACAGCCGCCACUGGCACCUACUUUAAUCCUUAGCCUCCUCGUCAACUUUGCUGUGUUUUUCCAGAGUGGCCCAACACACAUUUUACAGAUGGUGGUGGAUGGUUCUGGCCUACUGCAGGAGGUGGUAUGUGUUCUCAGCUCACUGGAGCUCAGACUAAGCGAAGGAAGCUGCCGAGAAAGCGACACUAACAGAGUUCACAUCAGGAUCAAGGAGCUGCAGAAAAGCCUUGACACGUGUGUUCAGUAUGGUCCAUGGAGUCCUGCUGUGAACCAGACACACUCACUCACACACACCGUAAAGAGUGUGGCUGAUAAUAAAGACCCCAACUUCCCUGUUUCUGUUUAACUCUGCUGUGGACAAGCACAAAGGGAAGGAAGAUAGCCCUAGUGCUAAUGUUAGCUUUGGCCCUGGAGCAGAUCACUACGUCUCCUGUCCAUUCCAACUAUGGUCGGGGCUCCGAAGCAGGAAAGAGCUAAUGUGUAACCUGCCGUGUUAUAGGCACUGUUCGGAAAAAAGCAUUUAUGUAAUUAAAAGUGAAAAACAAUUGUGUUACAUCUUUCUGUGUAAAUACCCCAUGUUACAACGUGGACACCUGCAGCUUAUAGAGAAUAUAUAUAAUGUAUAGAUAUGUUGUAUAUAUGUACAAUUAUUUUUUUCUUUUUAAAGUUAGUGGGUGCGGCUUAUAUUCAGGUGUGCUUAAUAUUCUGGAAUUUACAGUAAUGUUAUCUGGGUACAGUUUCUGAUUAUAAGGACAAUCUGUAGUGGUGUGUGAUUUUUCUUUACAUAUAAAAGAAACACAAUCUUUUGUAAGAUAAUCUUUUUUUUCUUUCACAACAAGAUUCCAACAUGACUUCAAGUAACAUAAUUGGCAACUAGUCGGUCAUCCAAUCAUCAAACACUCACAUGUACACACCACAUGUAAAAGUUAGGGGAAAAUUAAAAAAACACAGAGAGAGCUUUGUAUUAUGCAAGUUUGAAUAACAAUGUUUUUUUUGUGUGUGUGUUCAAUCCUAAUGACUGAAUUAAAGUAAAAUCUAUUAAAUAAAAUCAUGCUGAUGUGACACUUCAGCGUGGCUCAAGCACUUUUAAUAAAUUCUUGAAGCCGAUAUUUUGAAGUUUUUUCCUACCUAUUGUUUUUUUCUACCUGAGUUAACUGCGCAUGCGUACAUUGGCCGGUAUCAGACAUUUAUAGCGUACUCUUGUUUUUUCCUACCUGAAGUUUUUUUCUACCCGUACCGUAAAUUUAUAGCCAUAUUUGACAUUUGUGUUCAGGGUGCUAGAACAUUAUUAUACACAUCAAAUCUAAAUAAAUGCGUGCUUCUGGCUCUAGUUAGAGUGGUAGCACAUUCCUAUAGAAAUGAAAUCGCUAUAAAUACGUGCUUAUGACUCUAUUUAGAGUACGAGCACAAAUCUAAAUUAGAGGCUACACAGAAAAUCCCUGUUAUAUCUGUUCUCUCAGGGUUUAGGGUAUCACGCUCAAUCUAGGAUUUUUCAGAAAACUGUUUUUUAUUAUUUUUAGCUAUUUUCCAGUAAGAUACAGGCUAUGUCCAUCCUUUGUUCAAAGACAGCUUCUGGAGUUGUCUGCACAUCCGAUAUGUUUCCACUCAGAAGGAAUUCAUCGGCAUACUGUAAAUGAAAUAUGAAUGUAAUUAUGUGCUUGAUUUGGUACAUUAUCUACAUAAUAACACAUGUUCAACUGCUGAAAUCCAUCUGUGUG